GUAGGCGCUGAUAUAUACGUUAUAGUGUGCUUUUAUUUGAAAUUGGAAAAUGAGGUAGGAAUUUUUCGACCCGAGAACUUUUAACAUCUUAGAGCACCUUGGAAGCAGAGGGUCUCCGAGCAGCAAUGGCCAGCGGUUCGGACGAUAGCAGCGACGAGAUCGAAGACGACUUAAUCGAUGAAAACCGUCAGAUACUGAAAUCAAUUGACAGCUUUGAAGACCAAUACAAGACAUACAGACCGAAGGACGCUGAAGAAAAUGAAAAUAGUGCAAAUAUAGGACCGAUCCAGUCUUGUCCGUAUUCAAACGCAUCGAAGGAACGUUCGGACAAAUCGAAGCGCACGAGUAGGCAUUUCCUAAAUUAUCGCAUAGCUUCGGGGCAGGGGCAGCAGCAGCAGCAGCAGCAGAGCACCGUCAUGGCCCAUCAGGGCUAUAGCUUCAGUGAAUAUCCCAUCUGUAGAAACAGCUCGUGUGCACAGAUGGAGAACGACUCCUACAUGUCUCAGAGCGAGAGCUGCUUCUGGGCCGCCGAGGCCGGAGGCAACAGCCGGCCACUGCCCGAAAGCGGCUCGCGAUCGGACGACACCAUUGUCAAUCGUCCGGGUGUGUGCGCCACAUCAGGCGGCGAGGAGCAGUCGGACAUCUCGGCCCAGUGCUCGUGCAUGGGCUCCUGCUGUUGCUGUCGAAUGCCAGAGCCGAUUGGCCCCGGACAGGAGCUGGCGUCGCCGGGUCCCAUGACCUUUGCGCCCUUUCCGUUCAUGCCCAUGGGCAUGCCCAUGUUUUGCCCAGGAAACGGCGGGCCUGCAGGUGGGAUGUACGCCAUGCCAGCCUCAGCGAAUGGGAUGUACGCCAUGCCAGCCUCAGCGAAUGGGAUGUAUGCCAUGCCAGCCUCAGCGAAUGGGAUGUAUGCCAUGCCAGCAGCAGCACCGGCAGCAGCAGCAGCCAUGGAAAUGGAUCAGGAUGCAGUGGCAGGACGUGGUACGGCGAGCCAGGCGCCAAGUAAUUCCGAGGUCAACAGCAGCUACAACAACGCUGGACCCUCGCCGAGUGGCUACUCGGGCAUGUCAGACAAUGCUGCUCAGCCUUCAGCCCCGAUGGGCAGCUAUCCGGUAAUGCCCGGGGCCUACCAUCCGUCCAUGGCUGGGCCCGGCGCCGACCAGAACUCGCAGGGCCCUGAUGCUGCUGCCGCCUACGAUUAUGUGCAAAAGUAUAACCAAAGUAUUCAGCAGUUUUUGGCCACGGCCGAGCAGAACGCUCAGCAGUCCUUGGCCCAGGCCCAGGCUCAGCAUGCCAAUCCACAGGUGUUCAACAAUCUCCAGCCAGGUAUGCCGCAAGGCCUUGCCCCCGCCGGUGCUAUGGGAGCUCAGCCAUAUUAUCCGGGCCUUCAGGAGGGCUUCGCCAAUAGCUCGAUGGGCCCACAACAAUACUUACCCAAUGCCAUGUCGAUGGGGAUGCCGUCCAUGCAGCCCACAGCCCUCUAUGGCAUGAAUUCAGCCAGCAGCAGCAGCAGCAGCAGCAGCAGCAGCAGCAGUGCCUACUACGGCUCGCAAGGGCUCUCGGCGGGCGGCGCCUUCAACGAUUCUCUGCAGACCCAAACGGUGUACUCCACGGACUAUAAGCCCUUUGCGGCACAGGGCAAUAAUUUCAAUCACUUUCCCAACGGCAUAGACAUUGGCUUGCCAGCCGAUUCCUGUCCGGCCUACGGCUCCGUGGGCCCUGUGCCGGGACCUGGUGCCGGUGUCCCGCCUGAGAUGUGCAGCCAGCUCUAUGGCAUGGGCAUGGGCAUGGGCAUGGGCAUGGGCAUGGAUGUGGGCAACAACUCAGCCUAUCCCCUCAGUCAAAUGAGCUAUGCGAGCUAUCCCUGUGAGAUGCCGAUGCCGGGGGCACCGUCUGCCGGUGGCUAUCUUCCCUCGUUCAAUAUGUCUGGCAAAUCAAUCUAGAUUGAAAGAAACCUCUUAAUUCUCACCGAAAAACUCUCUAAAAUGCCAUCGGGGUCACCAGAAGCCACUCAAAGCCACACAGCAAAUAUUUCUCUAACUAAAUUCAAUUCAAAAUCAAUGUAAAUCGAAAUUUUCUGCUCAAAAAUACAAAAUAGGCAAAUAGAAAAUUGUCUUGAGACAAUUUAUAUACAUCGGGGUCACCAAAGCCGCCCAGAGCUAUAAUUUCAAUUGCAAAAAGCUGAGCAAAGCCAUUAACCCCUCGUGAAAGCCCUCACAGAACCUGAACUUCUUGUGGCAUGCACUUUAAGUCAAAGCUAAUUACAGUUGGCCAGAGCCCGGGCCCGAGUCUAUUGAUUUUAGCAGUAAAGUACACUAACCCAUGAAAGAACACACACACACACACACACCCCUCGGCCGCGCACACAACCAACAUUUGCUGACCCACUUUCCACCCACUAGCCGGAAAAGGGUCGGACAAACAACGCCUACGAAUGCGAAAUUCUAGAAAAGUGGGACACAAGUGAAACGCAAUAUGGCCACAAACGGAGCUCCCUUAAAGAUACAGAUAUCCCGCCCACAUGAGGCUUGUGUCGAGGAAGCGCCAAAUCAAAUAUCAAAGUGCCCGACACUGAGAGCUUCGCCAGCCAGUUAAUUGUUUGAUGUUUAAGACCGUGGCAAAGGCAAAGCCUUCUUCAGAUUGUGGUAUUGACAUUUACUAUGGGUUUCAUUAAUCUUGGCCAGGAGUGGAAAGACCUAAACUAAAAUCAAAAAAAGAAAGAAUAAAAAUAAAGAACGUUUGUCAACACCCACAAAACCGCAGGAGGUCGGUGGAAUGCAGGGGAUUUUUUUCGAAAAAAUAA
Molecule: messenger RNA, 2800 nt
Organism: Drosophila miranda
Lineage: Eukaryota; Metazoa; Arthropoda; Insecta; Diptera; Drosophilidae
Product: mediator of RNA polymerase II transcription subunit 1
Exons: 4
Coding region: 126-1940 (604 amino acids)
Source: RefSeq, a predicted model, not a curated record